UGAGAGGCUACGAAGGAGCUUUGGCACUUGCAGACAUGUUGAAUGGCCCACUAAUGAGCCACGCUGUCACUUUCGGGGGAGGUAAGAAGUACAUCUCAUUCCCUGCGAGGAAUCGGCAGGCGGUCGAAGGACCAAGCAAUGAGCGUGGGGAGGAAUUUCGAGGUCUGGAAUCCCUGGCAACGGCUGCUGUGUUUUCUACGAAAGGACAAGAAAGCAUUGCUGAAGGGCUGGCAAGUGAAAACAGCUUGGAGCAACACAUGAUGAAUCAGCAGAGAGUCUGUGAAAUGUGCAAAUCGAUGAAUGAUGGAAGUUACGGAACGGGACGUUUCUGCAGCAAAGCUUGCCGCUACGAGGCUCAUGCUCUGCGUGUUGCGCAGCAGCGGAGGAAUCAUUCGUCCUCCACACAGCCAAUCAAAACAGAGAAGGGUGCGCCGGAUCAAGGCACAAGCCUUGCUCAUGGUGUGAAGAUUGAAGGAGGAACUGUAGGCGUGGAACAAGAAAUGCGGAUGAGCAUAGAUGCACAUCCGAUGAAAGAGAACACCUCCAUCUCCCUUGAGGGCAAUGCCUCGGAUCAUAAAACCUCAGAUCGUACGAGGCUUUUCCCUCAAGAUUUGAGGAUGCAAUUGUUUCAGGUGGCGAAUCUAGCAGGCCUUGCUGGUGAUCAGAUGUCUGUUGGGAGCAAGAGAAAACGAUGAGUGAGAUGACGUUGCGACACAUAAUCAAGGUGAUCUGUGAAGUCAAGGAAUUAAUCCUGAAUGUAAAAAAGUUGAGUCGUUUAAUCAUGAAUAAUGGUUUUAUUUAAGUAAAUAUUCAAGUUGUGACAACGUUUUCUCAUUCAUCGGGUAGUACGUAGAGGAAGAAAAUUUCUGUGAGAGUUCUCGUUGUCAUGCAGCCCCCUUUCUGCACGUAUCUCUGCAUCUAUAUUGGACACGUACCGUAUGCGAGGGAAACUCUCCCCUUUUGAUAGUGAGCCGAUGAUUUCUU
Guillardia theta CCMP2712 is the source of this 984-nucleotide messenger RNA. RefSeq lists its product as hypothetical. The record is from RefSeq and is a predicted model, not a curated record. Bases 36 to 695 code for a protein of 219 amino acids. Lineage: Eukaryota; Cryptophyceae; Pyrenomonadales; Geminigeraceae. The transcript is spliced from 4 exons.